AUGUCCGCUGCCGGCCAACAUAUUCUGGUGUAUCCGUUUCCGACGUCCGGCCAUUUCAUCCCUUUCCUCGACCUUACUCACCGUUUACUCAAUCGCCGCCUAACUGUCACUGUAUUGGUCACACCCAACAACCUCCGUCUCCUCGACCCGCUCCUGACCCGCCAUGCUUCCUCUUCACUCCAUCACCUGCUUCUCCCCGACAUGGACCCAUUGCCAGCACCCAACCUCCCCGCUAGAUUGCGCCGCUUGCGUGACCUUCACUAUCCUCCUCUGCUCCAAUGGUUUCAAUCCUUAACUUCUCCCCCUGUUGCUAUUUUUUCCGAUUUCUUCCUUGGAUGGACUCAGAGUCUCGCUUCCGAGUUAGGCCUACGACGGAUUGUCUUCUCGCCCUCCAGUUCCUUCAGCUACUCGUUGAACAUGUCGUUGUGUCGGGAAUCACUGAGGAUUGACGAUCCCCCGGCCGAAAAUCAAACGUUAUCGUUUCCGGAUAUCCCUAAUUCUCCAAAAUACCCUGCCUAUCAAAUCAACUCGAUUUACAGAACAUACAAAGAUGGCGACCCAGACAAGGAAUUCUACAGGAGAAACUGGCUCCAGAAUCUAGAGAGUUGGGGGGUCGUUUUCAACACCUUCUCUGACUUGGAGGCCAUUUACAUUGACCACUUGAAGAAAGAGAUCAUGAGUCAUGAUCGGGUUUGGGCGGUUGGGCCCGUGCUGGGAGACGAUGGCUUGGACACCACCAAUCGCGGUGGGUCUAGUUCGGUGCCAUUUCAGGAGCUGGUGGCGUGGUUGGAUUCACGGGACGACAACUCCGUCGUCUACGUUUCUUUCGGGAGUCACUACGUGUUGACACGUAAGCAAAUGGAUGUGGUGGCGUCCGGGCUCGAGGAAAGUGGGGUCAACUUCGUUUGGUCCGUAAGGGAACCCAAGGCCUCGCAAGUCUCGAGCGAUCACGGCGUGAUUCCGGAUGGAUUUGAGGAUCGUGUGGCGGGAAAAGGGUUUUUAAUCAAAGGGUGGGCGCCCCAAGUGGCGGUUCUUCGACACCGAGCCGUGGGGGCUUUUGUGACACACUGCGGCUGGAAUUCGACAUUGGAAGGGACUGCCGCCGGGAUGGUUAUGCUGACAUGGCCGAUGGGUGCAGACCAGUUUACGAAUACCCAGUUGUUGGUAGAUGAAUGUGGGGUGGGAAUACGAGUGGGUGAGUCGACUCAAAAUAUACCAGAGUCAAGCACGUUGGCUCGAAUUUUGGUGGAGUCACUCGAUGGGUGCAGAGCAGAGAGGAGUCGAGCCAAGAUGUUGAGUGAAAAAGCCCUGAAUGCAGUCAAUGGUGGAACUUCAGACAACGAUUUGGGUUCCUUAGUUAAAGCGAUUAAUGAAAUAAAACCCUCUACGGGAAGCAAUAAAAUCUGACCGGAUCACUUGUCCUGUUUCAUAAAA
Gossypium arboreum is the source of this 1434-nucleotide messenger RNA. Its product is annotated as UDP-glycosyltransferase 89B2-like. The coding region runs from base 1 to 1407 and encodes 468 amino acids. Gene Ontology annotation, molecular function: UDP-glycosyltransferase activity. NCBI's taxonomy places the organism in Eukaryota, Viridiplantae, Streptophyta, Magnoliopsida, Malvales, Malvaceae. The record is from RefSeq and is a predicted model, not a curated record. The transcript has a single exon.